AUGGAGGCACUAGGGCAUUUGCGAAGCAAUAUUCCCGUCUGGCUCAAGCGUCUCGACGAGCUCAAUGGCCAAAUUGAACAGCGUCAGGUCGAGCUGGCGCAGCUGACAGAACCGGCGAACUCGAACAACCCAACCGGCCGCACCUCACCACCAGCUGCCAGAUCAAUCAGAAACAAGGGCUCAACAGAGUCCCUCAGGCCUCACGACGAGCCCGAGGCACACCCUCGCGAAUCCACUCCGCAACCCGAACCCGCUCCCGAGGCCGCCGAUGCCGCAGGAGAUCAACAGUCUCCCACAAGCCCUGCAGACCCGGCCUCGCCAUCAGCACUGCAGCGGCAGACAAACCUUGUUAGGGCAGCAGGCCAGGCGCGGGCCCGCGCCACGCUACGCAAACGUCAACGCACAGAUUCUAUGAUUAGCGCAGAGGGCUUCGUGCCAAAGUACCGCACCCGCAGCAUGAUCAUCGUCUACUACGACAGCUACGUGCAAAGUUUCUUCGAGGAGCUCGUCAAGUUUGUGAGCGCCAGCCGCAACAUGAUGCGGAAGGCUAAGAUGGCCGCCAAGGUAGCACAAAUCAGGCGGUUGGCAGAGCUAGAGAUGCCAGAUGAACCCGAGGACGAUAACGCAACAGUCGUCCCCAGUGCCAUGACUUCUUCUGGCGCCAUUAUAGCAGCGGCUCCCACGCCGCUCAUCACAGCAGCUCCCAUCAUUGCCGCCGACGACGCCCCGCUGGAGGUUGGGCCAGUAUCCAGCGGCACCGACGCGGAUCUCCCCCCGCUUCGCCUUUUCAGCACGCGACAGAUGCGGCCGGGAUCUGGGAAUGCAAUGCUCAUGGCGCGGUCGACAUUGUCAAGGCCUUCGUACGCACGAGCGGGAGCCCGAGGAUCAUACCGCGCUGGAGGCAUGUCUCCGGGCCAAUCUCAUCCCCAAGAUGUCUACGAUGACCUGGAUAAAGGUCUCGAAUAUGUGCAAAGCAUGUGCGAGCACGCGGCGCACCAGUUUCUCCGCGAUGGCGACUGUGGCGAGGAGGUGUCUAACAUCCAGCGGCGGUUAAAGGACACCAAUGACCUGGCAGAAAAGGAAGCAGAGCGCGUCAAGACGAGCGGUCCUCCUGACGGAGUCAAACCGGCCGAGGAGGAGCUGCGCGGACGGAGUUACCGCCCACAAAUCAUGCGCAAGGAUUUUGGGAGUUCCUCGUCAAAGGAAAUAAAGGUUGCCGCCCGCAUGGAUGUGGACGAAGGCAUCGAGGACAUGGACUGGAACACGAAGUCUGCUCAAAGCUUCCCUUCAAAAGCACCAGCAUGA
Molecule: messenger RNA, 1305 nt
Organism: Lasiosphaeria miniovina
Lineage: Eukaryota; Fungi; Ascomycota; Sordariomycetes; Sordariales; Lasiosphaeriaceae
Exons: 1
Coding region: 1-1305 (434 amino acids)
Source: RefSeq, a predicted model, not a curated record